AAUUAUCUUUUUGAAUCGGAUCUUUUUAUUGGCCCAUUAACCCGCGAAUUCAUCCCCAGAAAUUAUUUCAUUUUCCGGCCAAAUCCCCACACCUACAUAUAGAUAUAGAUACAGGUACAAGUAUGUCUGGACCUGAUGAAGAUAAUAAGUCUAAUCAUACUCAGCUUGCAUCACAUGUCUUUGGUGAACUUCUAGACUCUGUAAUGAUGGAUGUGGCAUCUGAGUGUCACCGAAUUGCAAGAUUGGGACUCGACCGUAAUUUAGAUGAUGAAGAGGAAGAAUUGAGGCUGUCGGCACAAGCCCGGGCCAGGGUAGCAGAUCCAAGCAAUAGUGAAGCAAAUAGCAAAUACGUGGUUGAUAUUUUUGGUCAAACACAUCCUUCUGUAGCCGCUGAAGUCUUUGAUUGCAUGAAUUGUGGCCGGGCAAUUGUUGCUGGAAGAUUUGCUCCUCAUUUGGAGAAAUGCAUGGGGAAGGGAAGGAAGGCGCGGGUUAAAGCAACAAGAAGUAGUACUGCUGCUGCAGCUCAGAACCGGUGAUCUUCAUUCUCAGUGGCAGCAUUAAAGGGUCAGUGAAGGAAUACUUGCUGAACUCUUUGAAGUGUUUAUGAUAUCGAUCUUUCUCCAUAUGGAACAAAUUAUCGUUAGUCAUCCAGUGGUUUCCAGUAUUUUGGUACUAUAGUCAAGCAGAGUAUAAAGCAGUUUUACAUUCGUACGGCAUUGCUUGAUAUCUUUGGUUUAAAUCUUUAGUUCGCUUUAGUACAACUCUGCAAACAAAUCAAUCUGGAAUAACCAGGACUGACGAGAAUGCAACGGAAUGUGUUUCUAUCUAUACAUAUCUAUACAUGGAUGUUUAUAUCUAUCUAGCACGUGAGUAUAUAGCUUAUGUUUGUUA
Messenger RNA from Erigeron canadensis, 891 nucleotides. RefSeq names its product SAGA-associated factor 11. NCBI's taxonomy places the organism in Eukaryota, Viridiplantae, Streptophyta, Magnoliopsida, Asterales, Asteraceae. Gene Ontology annotation, cellular component: DUBm complex; SAGA-type complex. The transcript has 5 exons. Bases 123 to 536 code for a protein of 137 amino acids. The record is from RefSeq and is a predicted model, not a curated record.